GGGCACAGCAUGGUGACUCUGUCCCUCUUGUCCCUCUCUCUGCUCUCCUUGUUGGGGGUCAAAGGGGAAGUGGCUCCAAAUUUCGACAACUGCAAAGGUUCUUUCUUCAAAAAUACACCAGUGUCGGGUCUGAAUAUAGCUCUCCCCACUCCGGUCGAGCCCAACACACAGGGGUUAAAGAAUCCUGCGCAAUGUCUCUCUGCUUACAAUGCUACCUCUCCUGCAUACAUCUGUCAGAGAAACGGUAACCACUAUUACUUUGCCACUCUGUAUGACCGAGCCAGGAGGAUCCCUCUGUACUCUGCCUAUGAAAUGGAUAUCAAAGGGGACCCCAACAGACCGGGGGAAAUAGUUUAUUAUGAACCGCAGGUUUGCAUUUUAAAUGUUUAUUAUCACCUUUUCAAUGUCAUAUAAAUGCAGUGCAGAAGCCAUUUAAUGUGACUUGCACAACUACAGAAUGACGCAACACCUUAGUGUACUAUUUGCAGUAGAACAGGACAUUAGCUGUAGAGCAGAUUCGAAAACGAUUGUGUUUAUGCAAUAAGCACUAGAAUGUACUAUUUCAUACAUUGUAAUUUCAGACUAACUACCAGUGGCCUAGAAUGCCAGUAAUAUAAUAUUGGGUUGUAUAAAGCUUGAAGUGGAGUGGCUAAUUUAUAAAUAUUUGUAUUUUUCAGCUUGUGCAUCCUGGCCUAACACCAAAUCAAAUGAAUAUUAAAGGAUCCAAAAGUGAGAUCAAGAAAUACAACCAAAACAAUGGCUGCAAUGAAAGCUCUACACAAUACCAACAGAAAUACAAGCUGGGCUGGAGUCAGGCUCUCGAUGACAACUUUGGCAAGUACGACCGCGGGCACCUCAACGCCGCAGGACACCAUGGUAAUCGAGAUGCUGCCGAAGCCACUAUGACCCAUACCAACGUAGCUCCGCAAGACAGGAAGAUGAACACCGGGCCAUGGCAAGAGUACGAGAAGAAGCUGAAGAAUGUUUUGAGUGUAGGCUGUAGUAAGAUGUAUGUGGUGACAGGGGUGGUCCCAAGCGGCACGUGGGUAGACCAGAACCAGCGAGUCAAUGUUCCGAGUCACUACUGGAAUGCCUACUGCUGCACCGACAACAACGGCAAACCUCUCAAGUCUGGAGGUGCCUUGGGUCCUAACACAGCUCAGGAUGGUGUUACAGAGUAUAAUACGUCUGUUACAGCCCUUGAGACUGUGCUUAGAGGGCUACUGAGUGUUGGCAACAAUUUCAACAUUUUUAAUGGCUGUUAG
Coregonus sp. 'balchen' is the source of this 1265-nucleotide messenger RNA. NCBI's taxonomy places the organism in Eukaryota, Metazoa, Chordata, Actinopteri, Salmoniformes, Salmonidae. The record is from the annotation of a GenBank genome assembly.